Messenger RNA from Bicyclus anynana (squinting bush brown), 5321 nucleotides. RefSeq names its product G-protein coupled receptor Mth2. Gene Ontology annotation, cellular component: membrane. Bases 549 to 1814 code for a protein of 421 amino acids. The record is from RefSeq and is a predicted model, not a curated record. The transcript is spliced from 8 exons. NCBI's taxonomy places the organism in Eukaryota, Metazoa, Arthropoda, Insecta, Lepidoptera, Nymphalidae. Gene Ontology annotation, molecular function: G protein-coupled receptor activity. Gene Ontology annotation, biological process: G protein-coupled receptor signaling pathway; cell surface receptor signaling pathway.
CCGUACGCGUAAAAUAUCACUAUCAAGCGACAAAAUAUUGACGUAAUUAUAAAAAAAAUAAGUGUUAAAUAAAUAAAUGAAAAAAUAUCAUAUUGUGACAAUAUUGUGUUAGUAUAAAUACAAAUGGGAACUUUAACCUAAUGUUAAUACUUGAUAAUUAAUACAAAAAAAGUGAAUACGAUAGUUGUACCCAAAAUGUUGCCGACAUAUUAUUUUAAAAAGUGUAAAUAAAAUAUUGAUAAAAAAAAACAAAACAUAUUUUUAUGGACAAUAUCUACAGCUCAUGUGUUUGCAGGAAAAUAAAUUUAUAACUAAAAGUGCAACUCUAAAAAAAAAUUAAGUACAACUCUAUUAAAACUUUUUAAGCCCGAUAUUUCAAUUUUAAUGUUAAUAUUUAUAAAUUGAGCUGUACAUUUACAAAACGGUCAACUUAAUAUUCGAACCAAAAUAAUUUUAAACUCAUAAGUAGGUUUUAAAAAUACGAUAAGCAGACAUUAUUUUCAAUAAGUCGUUAAUGUAUAAGAGAACUUUCACUGUGCUAUAUUACAAUGGUAAUUAAAAUGAAGCUGGUUUUCGCUGUAUAUUUCGCGGCGUUUGCGUUGAUUGCCUGCGAGCCUGAGGACUCGUACUGCUGCAAACCAGGCCAGGGUGUGAUGGCAGACGUUGAGAACCGCUGCGUGGACAUUGCCAACAACAUCACAACACCAACGAAGCUUUCCUGUGACGUUGUGUAUCAUUUUAACCAAUCUGAUUAUAAGUUUUUGGUCACCGAUGAUGGAAGACUUGUGCUUUUGUUUGGAUUAGAGCCGCAAGUGGAAGCAAAUGUGUUCUGUAUAACGAACGGGACCCUGAACUCCAACGAGAGGUCCGCGGUGGUGUGCGACGAGGUGGAAGAGAAAAUCAUAGAUGAGAGUAUCCUCGGCUACUGCAUGCUUGUAUCUGUCCUGUUCUUGAUGUUAACGGUGAUAGUGUACUGUGUGUUGCCUGAAAUGAGGGACUUACAAGGGAAAAGUAUAAUUAACUUUUGCGCAAGUCUAGCGCUUGGUCUCGGCAUUUUGGGCGUGUUGAAGUUGGAUAUACCGUACUCUGAUAUGGGACUGUGUGCUGCAAGAGGUUUCUUCAUCUACUUCUUUUUAAUCGCAAGCUUCUUUUGGACAAACGCGAUAUCUAUACAGAUUCUUUUGAAUUUAAGACGUCCAACUAUCACGGACUACGGUUGGAAGACUUUCAUCUGGUACGCCCUGUACGCUUGGGGAUGUCCGACAGUACUGACGGUUGCGAUGGCUAUUGUCAACUUCCUCCCGGGCUACCAUCGCAAGCCUGGUAUUGGUUUAAACACUUGCUGGUUCUAUAAUAUGCGCGUGCAAUGGCAUUACAUGUACAGUGUCAUGACAAUCUUGAUCCUUACAAACAUCUGCAUAUUUCUUUAUAUCUCGUUUCACCUUUGGAAGAUAUCUUUCUCAUCCACCCACUUGAGAGCACUCAAGUAUAAGUUCGUUAUGACAGUUCGACUUAUUAUUGUAAUGGGUUUGCCGUGGGUAUUUGAAAUGAUCAGUUCAUUAAGCAAACCUCACAUUAUAUGGGCCAUCAUAGACAUAUUCAAUAUGUUGCAAGGAUUAUUAAUAUUUUUACUGCUGGUCGUUUUCCGAAAACGUGUGAUAAAAGCAAUGUUCAAGAGGGGUUGGUUGGACUGUAUCUCGGGUGUUGUGGAACGCCACCUAGCGGUGGGGGGUGACGAUGAAGAAGUCGCGAACCACACAGUGGAAGUUGGACUGUACGAGGGAUGUUCACCAAAUAAGUUAUCUGCUAAGUGACAUGUCUAUUGUUUUGUACGACAAUCCAUUAUGGAUUGACGGAAUAAACCCACCUGUAAAGCGGUAAUCUCCUACAGAAGAAAAACAUUCACAUUAGGAAACCUACCAUUGGUUUGUGCUAUUGAAGAUAGCAUAAUUAUUAUGUAUUUUUUGUGCAGGUAACAAAAAAAGAAUACCUACCAAACUUGUAAACUCCCAAAUACCUGGUAUACCUGCUAAAUGGACAAAGUGUCAAAGAUAUUUUAAUUUCUAGUUAUUUAAUGAAACGUGUUUUACUUAUACUAUGUAGAAACACCAUUUUGAGGAAGUAUUUCUAUAAUAUAUAUUAUAUAUAUUAUAUUUUAUCGUAAAAAUUUUAGGAAUUUCGGCCGAUUAUAAUAUAAUUAUAAUUCCAUGAAUUCACGUUAUCCCUACAACAAAACCACCAAUUUUGCGGUUGGUAGUCUUAUAAUCCGUUUCAUAACUCUUCCUCAAAAACGCUGACAUAAUAUCGUUCCACAGCGGGACUAAACGAUCAUUCUAAGCUCUAGGGGAUAAAGUAAUUUUUUUAAUAUUUGUCUGGUCUAAAAAGGUCUAAUUCGCAAAUAGUAUAAGCAGUCUUAAAUAAAUUAAGCAGACUUCUAAUACAUGGAUCCGCGGGAUUUGUGAAAAACUUAAUUUCAAUUGAACGAAGUCGCAAUUGUUUGCUAGUCAUACAUAAAUAAGGUCCUGAUUGUUUUAUAAAAAAAUGAAAAAGGAACUAAAUGCAACGUUCUUGUCUGUGUGCUUGAAUGUGUGCACCUUUUUCAUUUGUUUUUUUUUAUUAUCAGCUGCGUCUGCAAAAAGAAUGUAGUCAUUUCGAAGAUAUGACUAAUUUUUGGAAUUAUUUGAAAAAAACAUUUAAAAUGUAUCAGUGUGCCCGAUGGCUUAAACCGAUGGCUUAGUAAUCUAAAUUAUUACAAACGUUGACAUUUUCCCCUCAACGACCAACACAGUCACCUACCUUGUCUGAAAUGUAAAUAAAAAUACUAUUUUCGUAUAAACCGGCGCACCUAUUUCCGUUUAACGAUGUUUACAAAGUCGCACCAUAGAUUUGAUAUACCUAUUCGCAGUUACAGAAUAAAACGCGUAGAAACGAAAUCGGCAUAUUUAGAGUGAAAGUGGGGGUAUUUACAUUUUAUAUUUGGAUUGAGUAUUUGUAUAUAAAAUAGUGGAUAAUUUAGUAGGUUGCUGCAGUCAUCGAAGGAACUGCCAGAGGCUCGAAUUAUCUCGAAGAUUGAAUAAAUGAAUAGAUUACAAUUUACAAAUAAAAUGAAUUAAAUAACAAAUUAUUUACAUAACAUAAAUUAUUAAACAUUUGAAUAAAUUUUGAUAAAUUUAUAAAAUAGUCCUAAAGUUUUAUAAUAUUUAAUGUAGAGGUAAGAAGAUAAAAUUCGUAUUCAAAUAUAUUUCAAAUUAUAUAUUUAGAGCUCGUAGAUAAGUAACGUAUUUGCUUUAUUUUCGGACUGCCAGACGCUUCCCAUUCAAGGAGGUCCUUAUCAUUUGGUUGAGUGGCGACUACGAACUGGUAAUGACGCACAAUUAAACAUAAGCCUGUUGCUAAGGGUUAUGCAGAAUUAGUGGUUAUUGAAUGUUAUGCCCAGAAUUAAUGACUUAUCCUUUUGACCGAAUUUCGACCGCAGCGUAACUAACCGCAGCGUGUGUGUGUGCCAACACUAAUGCUCUCUUGCUGCAAUAGUUUGAUGCGUUGGUCUUAGCACACUGUCACCGUAAUUCAAGCUAACUAAUCAAUGGACGUAUUUAAGCCUCAAACGCACAGGUACGAGGGUGAACUUAAAUCAGUUUUUUUGAAUUUUGAAACAACUUUAGUAGCGCUAGGUAUUGUCUAACGACAUUUCAAGUCCCAUUAGCGGUUACGUUACGUCGUCGCAGCGACGUUUCAACGGAGCUACUUUACUACUUUGCAGUGUUAUACUUGUUUCAAACCAUUGUUGUGACUGACUGAAUGCGUGCGCCUUCCUCUUGCACUGCGACGUCGCAUGUCAUCGCAACGGAGGUGUAUACAUACGUCUCUAUAAUGCGUAGAUUUGUUGCGAAGACGCAAUGCAAAGCACUAAUGAGGCCUCUGCAUCUCCCUUCGAAUAUAACAAACUCGUGUGAGUUUGUUCUAUUCGUCUCUACCUUCCCCUAUCUCAUCUCAUCUAACAAAAUCGAGAUAGAUACGAAUUCGAAGCUCACAUUGUAGAGUUAUAAAAACUUGAUACAUAGAGAGCGCUACAGAGCGGCAAAAUUCAUUGUACGUCUACGAUCAUUGACCUAUAUGUCUUAAACAAAUACUUACUAUCGUUUUCAACGAAACCUGGUGAGGUUAAUGAGAAAACAUAUGUGUCACGUCGCGUCACAAGCCGCUACGCUGUGGUCACACUACGCAGGUGUGGUGUUACGACUAGCUAAUGUCUUGACGUGUGACGUCAUAAUGACGCUAAUUUUGUUACUUUACUCAUUGUUUGCUUUAUUUCGGAAAUUUUCUAUGAUAAGGUGACAGCACAUACGCGUUUGUGGAAUGGAACGUCAGCACAGCAGAAACGCAGUUAUAGUGUAGCUGAAAGAAGAGACUAAAAUUGCCCGGCAAAUUAAAAAAAAAAUCUAAAAAAAAACGCAUGUGUCAAACACAAAAAAAAAAACAAAAUUAUAUAUAAAAAUAAUUCAAGUAUCAAACUGAGUUAUUUUAACAUUUGCACUAUAAUUUUAGAUGUUCCCUCCAAAUGUUUUUUUUUUUAAUUUUCCGCGCGAUCUCAGUCUAAUUAAGCACAGUGAGUAUGGGUAGCGGCUCUCCUUUGCAUCCACGGCUUUGGGUCCAAUUCGCACUACUAGAAAAUAUUUCCGUGAUAGCAUGGAUGCUUGUGAUUAAGUAUGAAUUAAUAAAUUAUAUAAUAAUUACAAAUUGUAAUUUGUCUAAGGGUUUAUUUAAUAUGUAUAUUGUAAUUAAUAUUAUUCAUCAGUUGUCCUUUAUACUAUCAUAGAGGUAAAAAUAUGUUUGCUUGAACGCGCUAAUCUCAGUAACUACUGGUCCGAUUUUAAAAAUUAUUUCAGUAUUAAUAACCCAUUUAUCGAGGACGGCUAUAGGCCUAUAUAUUAUCCCCGUAUUCCUACGGGAACGGGAACCACGCGGGGAUAAUUCGAUCGGCGUCAUCUAGUUUUUAUAUUUUCACAAUAGACAAGCUAACGCUUCCUGUGGGACGGGCUAGUUAACGAGGGUUAUUUGUACCUACAUAUAAAUAUUUAUUAUUUAUUUAGUAUGUAUGUUCGAUGUAUAUUGUAUUAUGUUGAUUUCUAGUCUAAGUGAGUAUUUAAUUACAUAAUUAGGUUUUAAUACUACGUGUAAGUAAAUAUUUUUGUCACAAUUUUUGUGCCAUAUUAUUUUGUUAACCUUUGUUAUCGUUAUGUAUAAAUGUAUCAUUAUCAAUGUACAAGCAAUUGACGAAUGUAUACACUUGCAAAUAAUAAAAUAAGAUUGAUAAAUAAGUA